CGCUACUAUCUUGAUCUGGCAACUCUUUGGGUUUAUUUACUUUCGUCCAUCCGGCAAGGCAAUGUCACAUAUGUUUCAGACAAGACGCCAUUGAAAAAUGCUUCUGCCCCGAUUUAAUGCCCUUUGUUUGCAACGCUGUGCCAUGGCUUUCUACGCCGUAGCCAGCGGUCGGACGACAGGUGUCUACGCCUCGUGGGCAGAAUGUGAGGAGCAGGUUAAGGGCUUUAAAAACGCCAAGUACAAGAAAUUUAACACGCGCCAAGAGGCAGAGCAGUUCGUCAAUGGAUCCAAAUCAUAUGCUCCACAGGAUAUGGCGGUGCCUCUUGGCCAGAAACUGCCUGCUCCGGCCAGUUGGAAGGACAAGGUCGAGAGGAUUGAGAAGUCCAAAUACACAGAGGCCUGGCCCGAAGAGGAUGAUGAAUUGGUGGACGACGAGCUGAACGCCGCUAUGAACGAAGUGGAAGGGCAUCCCAAGCCAUCUAACAGUGGCAGUUCGGCAGGCAUCCAUAAUCGCAAGAGAAAAGGGAAAGGCACAGACGAAUCUAGAAACAAAAUACCUCGACAUGUCUCUCAGGUAUCGGAAGCCACAGGACUGAAGCAAGUGGGUGCCUUCCAGUUUGAAAUUGAUGCGGAAGGCUUUGUAAUAGUGUACACAGAUGGCUCCUGUAUAGGUAAUGGGCGACCAGGAGCCUGUGCCGGCUAUGGAGUCUAUUUCGGCAAGAAUCACCAGCUAAAUGCUGCCAAGCCUGUAAAAGGGCGCGUCACCAAUAACGUAGGAGAAAUUCAGGCUGCCAUUCAUGCCAUCAAAACAGCGUUAGAUUUGGGAAUAAAAAAACUGUCCAUCAGCACAGACUCACAGUUUCUGAUCAACUCCAUAACACUGUGGGUGCCAAAUUGGAAAAGACGAGAUUGGAAGCUAAAAAGCAACCAGCCUGUGAAAAACGUGGUUGACUUUAAGGAGCUGGAUGAACUGCUGCACAACAAUAAUAUAAUAGUGAAAUGGAACUACGUGGAGGCCCACAAGGGCAUAGAAGGCAACGAAAUGGCGGAUAAAUUGGCGCGACAAGGAUCCGCAUUGUAUAAGGAAAGAAAUUCCUGAUAAUAAUUUAAGCGGAGUAAAACAAUGUGGCAACCCUGAAUAAAUUGAAGUUAAUCGACAACCCCA
Molecule: messenger RNA, 1165 nt
Organism: Drosophila rhopaloa
Lineage: Eukaryota; Metazoa; Arthropoda; Insecta; Diptera; Drosophilidae
Gene: rnh1
Product: ribonuclease H1
Exons: 5
Coding region: 98-1099 (333 amino acids)
Biological process (GO): DNA replication, removal of RNA primer
Molecular function (GO): nucleic acid binding; RNA-DNA hybrid ribonuclease activity; magnesium ion binding
Source: RefSeq, a predicted model, not a curated record